Molecule: messenger RNA, 645 nt
Organism: Nymphalis io (European peacock)
Lineage: Eukaryota; Metazoa; Arthropoda; Insecta; Lepidoptera; Nymphalidae
Exons: 4
Coding region: 51-572 (173 amino acids)
Source: RefSeq, a predicted model, not a curated record
UCCGCAAGGACCUCCUCACUUAUAUACACAUAUAUACAUAUAUUUCCAAAAUGAAGGUGUUUUUUGUAUUCCUAAUCGUAGUGGCGGUAUGUCAUGCUGCCCCUGGUACGAGUUCUGAUGACGGGAAAAUCGAAAUAUUCAAAGGGGUUGCCAUUGAAAAAGACGCGUCUGGGGAAGAAAAGUUGAACGUAAAGUUUGAACCAGGAGAAUUGAGGGAAGCCGCAAGGACAUUUGAAGAAGCGCGUGGAAAGAUCAAGAAAUACGCACCACUUUUAGCUGGCAUCGGUGUCAAGGUGGUAGCUGUUGUGGGCCUGCUAUUCGGCGCUCUGACACUCCUGGUGACCAAGGCCUUGGUGGUGGCUAAGCUGGCGUUCCUCGCGGCAGCUGCUCUUGGCAUCCAUAAGUACUUUAGCGGAGGCAGCUUCAAUAAUAUUAGCAAGGCUUCUGGGUUCCAAGCAGCCCCACAACAAUGGACCGCGCCCACAGCUGCAGCGGCGUCGUAUCCCUACGCAAGAUCCGUGAACGGCCAAGACGCGAACGACUUAGCUUAUAAAGGUCAAAUACCCUCAUAAUUAAAAGCAAUGAAUCCGAAAGCCAUAUUUAUAAGCUUCGUAAGAUGUAUCAACUUCAACAUUCCAUAAACAA